Messenger RNA from Capsicum annuum, 2221 nucleotides. RefSeq names its product plant intracellular Ras-group-related LRR protein 9. Bases 365 to 1939 code for a protein of 524 amino acids. The transcript has 3 exons. Gene Ontology annotation, molecular function: protein binding. NCBI's taxonomy places the organism in Eukaryota, Viridiplantae, Streptophyta, Magnoliopsida, Solanales, Solanaceae. The record is from RefSeq and is a predicted model, not a curated record.
AUUAAAAUGAUAUAGUUUUAAAAACAAAAAUAUACAAAUUGAGAGGAGGAAAAAAUCAAGAUGCGAAAAAAAUGAAGAUAGAGAUAAGAGAUAUACAUGAGAAAAAAUAGGACAAAAUGAAGAUGCGAAAAUAACGGUUAGCGAUAUUAUACUAGGAGAAAAAAAUGGAAAAAUAUCGAAGAUGCGACCUUACCGUGUAAAAUGGUUAUUGAUGGACUAGUUCGCUCAGUCGUCAGCCGGCCUCGCCUUGUCAUAUAUUUAAACGCAAGCUACAGCACACAGUCACACCAUCACUCUCAAUCACAUUUCUCUUCUUUAUACAAACCCAAAAACUCAAACCUCCCAUCACAAAUCUGCAGUAGCCAUGGAUCCAAACCCUACAAAUUUCCCAAUUCUCUCUUACGUCAUGUCCAAGCUCCCCAGUAUUGGCCGUAAAUCCCCCACCGCCGCCGAUGAAUUCGACAUCGAACAGCCUCAGUCCCUUCCUAAGCCACCACCAGAGCCUCACUUCGAUAUCACCGAGCGUAUGCCUCAUCUCACCGAUCCUAAAGUCGUCAACGCUAUGCGUGCAGCUGUUGCUGACGUGUCACAGACUCGAUCGGUGCUGAAAACCCUAGGCGAGAGGCCGUAUCAUGAGCUUGUUGAUACUGCGAGAGUGAAGUUAGCUGAGAUCGAAGCGGAAUUGUCGAAGCGGUUGGAGGAGAUUGUGCUUUCGCCGCGUCCGCCGGAGAUGGAGAGGGAGGAUUGGAGAUCGGAUUUGGCGGUUAAAGAGGAGGAGUGUAGGAAGGCGGUGGAGAAGGAGAAAGAGGCGUAUAAGGCGUUGAUUGCUUUGGAUGAGCUGCAUGAGGCGUAUGAAAAGAUGUUGAAGGAUGCGGAACAGAGGUUGGAGAAGAUUUACGAGACUGCUGUUGCUGGUGGUAAUUUGGAGGAACAGGUGUCUGGUGAGAAGAGUUCUGAGGUGAAGGAUGAAGCGAAUGAGGAAGUGAUCGGGAUUUUGCAGGAGGCGUUGGGGAAGAGCGUGGAAAGGGUUGAUUUGUCCGGCAGGCAGCUGAGGAUAUUGCCUGAAGCUUUUGGGAAGAUUCGCUCCUUAAUCGUGCUUAAUUUGUCCAACAAUCAUCUUAAGGUGAUUCCUGAUUCAAUUGCGAGCUUGGAAAACCUUGAGGAGCUUCAUCUUUCCUCUAAUCUUUUGGAAUCACUGCCAGACUCCAUUGGUCUGUUGUUUAGUUUGAAAUUCUUAGAUGUCUCCAGUAACAAGCUUGUCAGUUUGCCAGAUAGCAUUUGUCAUUGCAGGUCGUUAGUGGAAUUGGAUGCAGGCUUCAAUAAGCUUUCUUAUUUGCCAACAAAUAUUGGGUAUGAACUGGUAAAUCUGAAAAGGCUUUCACUUUCUUUUAACAAGCUCCGUUCGUUACCCACGUCUGUUGGUGAGAUGAAGUCCUUACGCCUUUUAGAUCUGCACUUUAAUGAACUACACGUGCUUCCACGUUCAAUUGGGAACUUGACAAAUCUUGAGACCCUCAAUCUGAGCAACAAUUUCAGUGAUCUAACUUCGCUUCCUGACACCAUUGGUGACUUGAUAAAUCUAAAAGAACUUGAUCUGAGCAACAACCAGAUCCAUGAACUGCCUGAUACAAUUAGCCGGCUUGACAACCUGAGUGUGCUCAAGUUGGACGAGAACCCUCUUGUGAUACCUCCAAAGGAAGUCGUAGUUCAAGGGGUUGAAGCAGUAAAGGCUUAUAUGAUUAAGCGGCGACUUGACAUACUGUUGGCAGAAGAGCCACAAAUUAUGCUUCAAGAGAUGGGGCAGACACCGACUGGCAUACUAACUCGAAGUACCUCCUGGUUGAAUGGUGCUGUUUCAAAUGUUCUUGGAACUGUUGCAGGGUAUUUGGGUGGUGGAGGGAAGUCAGAUGCAGACCAUUAUCUCAACCAGCAGUUAUGACUUAUGAAGUUGAUGAGGGUCUUCCAUCAAGCUUUUUGAGAAUCAUCUAUGUUUCUUUCUGUUCCAGGUUUUUAUAUGCUUUUCCAUUGAAGUUUGAAGGAAUGUGGCUGAUAACUACACCUUUCCAUUUCCUCAGCAUGUUUUUUCCAGUUUAAUGUGUGAAGAGAAGUGAGUGAUGCUGGUGUUUUGCAGUCUGCUUCCGAAGAGGUUUAGAAAUUGUGACUCGUUAAUCAGAACAUUAUAUGUUACAAUAAUACAAACAACUACGUGUUGCCUCUAAAA